Messenger RNA from Dibothriocephalus latus, 672 nucleotides. The record is from the annotation of a GenBank genome assembly. NCBI's taxonomy places the organism in Eukaryota, Metazoa, Platyhelminthes, Cestoda, Diphyllobothriidea, Diphyllobothriidae.
AUGAUGAGUCCUAACGACGACAUUCCGCCUACCGACAUUCCGGCAGAAAUGUAUCCUGUCCCGCGUUCGUAUGGGUGCUGCUGCAGGCAGCUGCAUUGCAACCCCUGCUAUGGCUAUGGAGCCGCCGUAAUGCCCAUGUCCUACAUGCCCGUGCCCAUAUCCUACAUGCCCAUGGUAUGUUCUCCUUAUACCACGGUCUGCAACACUCCAAUGCCCCUACCUGUGGAUUAUGCCUCUUGCCGGGAGUGUGAUAAUAUGAUAGCCGAAAAUGAAAUGCAAGACAUGCUGCGAAAUGAGGAGGUUCGUCGAACUACAGAGUCAAUUGAUCGUAAGAGCACUUGGAGAACCAACACCGGCACUCUCAACACAGUCAGUGACUUUGAAGAGACCCAGUGGAUGCCGCUGGAUGAGAGCUCGGUUUUUCAAAACCAUGAGCUCAUGUUCAGGCGUGAUUCCUCCUUCCAGAAGAGUGUGGAGCUACCAAAUGGUAUCAUCGUCAGUCUUAAUGUCGAUAAACCUCAGGACACAAUGCUUAAGAAUGGCCAAGAAACGCAAAGUCCAGGGCAGACCUUACGACUUCACAUUUACGGUAGAGUCAGACAGUGGAGGAAGUUGGAGAAGAUACCCGAAGAGAUUCCUUUCGAAGAGGUAAGUCCGGCUAAUUUGAUGUAG